AUGGAACAUUUUCUCGAACGUUUAGAUACUAUUUUGUCAACCGACCCAUUUCAAAAUGUUAAUUGGCCUGGAUUAUCAGCAAAAGAUACUGAGUUCGAAGAAAUUAUGGAAGAUUUACUACAAGAAUUAUCGAUUAAGCCAGAUUUCUCAUUUUUAUAUCAAACGCAAGAACUGAAUUCAAUAACAAGUGGAAAUAAAUCGUCCACUAUUGGUAUUCCAAUUGUUGAAUCUGAUACAUCUGCUGAUGAAGAUCAACAUUUAUCUGAAGAUGAACAUUGGACAAAACAAGUUAAAGAUCCAGCAAAAAGUAUUGGUCAUGAUUCUCCCGUUAAACUGGAAUUGAAUACAUCAUCAUAUAUGGUCUAUCCACCUCUCAAAUCACCAUCACCACCAUCCAAAUCGAGCCGUAGACAUCCUGUUCGUUAUGUCGAACAAUCAAGAAGAGAUACAUACACAAUUGUAAAUAAUGACAACAAGUCAUCGGAAGAUAGCAGUGGUAGUGAUCAAGAACACGAAUCGAACAAAAUCAAUUAUUUACGUAUGGACGGCUAUCCUAUAUAA
This is a messenger RNA of Didymodactylos carnosus, 561 nucleotides long. Lineage: Eukaryota; Metazoa; Rotifera; Eurotatoria; Philodinida; Philodinidae. The record is from the annotation of a GenBank genome assembly.